This is a messenger RNA of Dibothriocephalus latus, 225 nucleotides long. NCBI's taxonomy places the organism in Eukaryota, Metazoa, Platyhelminthes, Cestoda, Diphyllobothriidea, Diphyllobothriidae. The record is from the annotation of a GenBank genome assembly.
GGCGGAGCAAAGUCCUGUCUGGCCAUCGCCUUUAAAUACGCGGCGUCGAGACUGGCUGUGGGACCCACCGGAAAGUCGGACAUGCCUAUUCUGUCACUGGAACUACAACAGAAUGCUCUCUUUCCUCUCCUCGCCAGGACCUAUGCCAUAAACUUUGGCCUUGAUCAUGUCAAGGACGAGUUUUCCAAAAGUUCCCUACAGGUUGGUUAUACAUCUGAAAAGUAA